Messenger RNA from Kwoniella shivajii, 3057 nucleotides. RefSeq lists its product as uncharacterized. The coding region runs from base 1 to 3057 and encodes 1018 amino acids. Gene Ontology annotation, molecular function: protein binding. The record is from RefSeq and is a predicted model, not a curated record. Gene Ontology annotation, cellular component: EMC complex. Gene Ontology annotation, biological process: protein folding in endoplasmic reticulum. The transcript has 12 exons. Lineage: Eukaryota; Fungi; Basidiomycota; Tremellomycetes; Tremellales; Cryptococcaceae.
AUGAUUGUGAAUAUAAGAGGGUUAAGCCUCAUCUUCACUUUCUUUUCCAUUUCGUUUUUGGCCAGUGUAGUAGUUGGUUUACAAGCGGAUCUAGCUGGGAUAGUAGAUUGGCAUUUACCUCUUAUUGGUGAAUAUAUAUUAGAGCCUACUCCACCUUUAUACGUCCUUCAAUCUCAAUCUCAAAGAAAUGAUGGUGAGGGAAGGAUAAUAGGAUUAACCAAGAAGAAUGUAUUGGCUGUUCUGAAUGCUGAAAAUGGUGAUAUUGCUUGGAGACAUCAAUUCGAAUUAUCAGAUCCGGUAAUAUCAUUUCAUGUCAAGGAUGACAACGUCUUGUUGUUAUCUGGAUCAGGAGGAUCAACAAUCAGGUUAUUCUCACUCUCGACAGGAUCUUUGUCAUGGGAAAAGUCGAUUGUACCUUCUGAAGAAGCACGACUUACUAUUCCAGCAUAUCUAGGUACAGAUGCAGCGUUCGUCCCUUCGAAACAAGGUGAAGAAGAUACAGUCGUCGUGUUGACUGGUAGUUCAAGAGUAUCCAAAUUCAGAUUGAGUGAUGGUGGAUUACUAUGGUCGAUGGAAUCUCCUGGCUCUGGAUCAACGAUAUUAUUCAAUCAAUUGAUACCAACAGGUAGUUCCGUUCAUAUAUUAGGAUUUCACUCCCAAUUUACCGGACAGUCACUUCUUACUUCCACAUUAGAUAUAUCCACUUCUAUCCCUAAAGCAGAUUUCGGACAAGUACCCUCUAUAAUCGAAAUACCUUCACAGGCUUUGAUUGCCAGUUCAACGAUAGAUGGUGAAGCAAAAGUAGUCUGGAUAGAACAUGGUCGAAUAAGAAUUAUCACAAUAAAAGAAGAUGGAAAUGUUGGAAAAGUAAAAGAUCUAUUACCCCGUAAAGGAAAAUUGUAUGAAUCGAUAAUAGAUGUGGGGGUAAGAAGAAAAGGUAUAAUUUUAGGUAAAAGAAGUGAUGGUGCUGUAGAUGUCAUAAGUGUUUCUCAAAGUAAAAAACUAGAAGAAUUUGAACUUUCAGCAAAUUCACCCGAAAGAUCAGAGUCGAUAUACUCCGGAACGGAAACUAAGAAUGGUGUAAUCCUCAAUCGAGUUUACUGGUCUUUCAACAUGGCUGUCGGAGCUGCUCAGACUAUCAAUAUCCCUAAUGUGGAUUCAUCAGAUAUCAUAACUUCAGGUUUCACAUUCCAAUACGAUACAUUAUCGCACGGGACAUUCAUACAUGCCGCUGUGUCUCCCACGCUGAACGAUAAACAACUCCCUACACUCGUUUUGACCACCUCAAACGGUGCUAUUCAACGAAUGGAAUUAGAUAACCCCGGCUGGGUAAGGGAAGAGUCCCUAUCUGAUAUAAAAGCUGCCCGAUUCGUAGAUCUGGGAGAACCUGAGACUGAAGAAGUAAGAGAGGUUUUAGCUGAAGAAGGAUUCGCCGGAAGAUUGAGUCGACACCUUGUUGAGCUCAAAGAUCUACCUGGAUACUUAUUCCGGUUCGCGAAGCGAUUCACCAGUGCCUCAUACACUUCGGCUCUUCAAGUGACACCUUUGAAUACAACCCAUCUGCAUCGAGAUCAGUUCGGUUUCCAGAAACUCCUCAUCGCAGCUACUGCGAAGGGAAAACUCUUUGCCCUUGAUUCGUCCAACGGCGCGGCAAUUUGGUCUCGAAACCUAGGAUUGACUAGUGCAGGAGGCUCAGAGAUCGAUAUACAAGACAUGUGGAAUGUCCGAGAUGGAGAAGGCGGCAGAGAACCUAUGUUAGCUAUUUUAGCAACCAAAGUCUCCAAGGACAAAGAGACCCUCACCACUGUCGCAUAUCAUCUCAACGCUUAUACCGGUCUGAUUGCUGGCGAAGUGGACCCUGUAAAUCACCUUCCACUUGGGAAAACCUUGUUCGAAGGUAAACCCCAGAACGCAUUUCUACUUCCCUUCGAAAACUGCGGCACCAAAGCUAGUGUACUGGCCGUAAUUGAUUCCUCUAAUGACCUACACAUCUUCCCGCCAUGCAAGAAGGUAGCAGCUGGAAUCGAGGAGAUAUCCGAUAGUUUGUUCUACUCUGUCAUCAGUAGGGGUAUCGACGAAACUUCCGUAAAGGGAUUUAUCCCAUCUGCGGCUAGAGAAGGUGGUGGCUUUAAAGGUGAAUUGAUAUGGCAAUUACCGAUUGGCGCAAGCGAGAAUAUACUAGAAAAUAAAGCUGUGAUCUUCGACUCUAUCUCCUCUUUCGGGAGGGUCUUAGGAGAUAAAUCUACUUUGUAUAAAUACUUGAAUCCGCAUUUACAAGUAAUAUCAACUUUCACUCCUUCACAAAGAGGUGUAUCAUCAGUCAACUUGAACGGGAUAGGUAAAAUAUAUGUCGUUGAUACAACAAAUGGUAAUGUGGUUUAUCAGACUCAGAUUGAUGGAGUGAAAGAAAGAGGUGGAAUCAAAGUUGGAAUGGUUGAGAAUUGGUUGGUGUUCUCUUGGUUAGAUGAAAGAGGUUGGAGGAUAGGUAGUACGGAAUUGUUCGAAGACACAGAAUCUAAAGGUGUAACACCAUCUCAAUCUUCUUUCCAAGAUGUAAAGAUCAACGCUGUCUCUCAAUCGUUCAUCUUACCUACAGAAGUAAAGGCAAUCGGGUUCACAACUUCCAAAGCUGGAAUCACCACUAAAGAAGUACUGAUUGUAAAUGGUAAAAAUCAAAUUGCUUCUAUACCUAGAAGAUUACUUGAUCCUCGAAGACCAACAGGUAAACCCACUUCAAGAGAUAAAGAGGAAAUAUUAAUUCCUUAUGAGGCUUUGAUCCCUCUUGAGCCUAAGAAAGUGAUUUCACACAAAUACGAGGUCCUUGGAGCCAAGACUCUCCUCACCUCGGCAGCAUUAGUAGAGUCAACAUCGUUACUCUUCGCAUAUGGUUUAGACCUGUUCGUGACUAGAGGUAUAACACCGGCAGGAACGUUUGAUAUAUUAUCUGAUAAUUUCAAUAAAGUUCAAUUACUCUUAACGCUAGGUGCAUUGACGGCCGGUAUAGUAGUUGCUGGACCGGCGGUGAAGAGGAAGGAAUUGAAAAAUAAAUGGUACUAA